Molecule: messenger RNA, 719 nt
Organism: Hibiscus syriacus
Lineage: Eukaryota; Viridiplantae; Streptophyta; Magnoliopsida; Malvales; Malvaceae
Product: temperature-induced lipocalin-1-like
Exons: 2
Coding region: 74-616 (180 amino acids)
Source: RefSeq, a predicted model, not a curated record
ACAGAGACAAAUCCUAAACCCCAACCCUCUUUCAAUCUAAAGCGAAGAAGGGGAAGAAAAAAAACCAGAAACGAUGUCGCAGAAAACAAUGCAAGUGGUGAAGAACUUGGACAUCAAGAGAUACAUGGGAAGAUGGUAUGAGAUAGCUUCAUUCCCGUCAAGGUUUCAGCCAAAGAAUGGGAUGAACACAAGGGCUACCUAUACUCUGGAAGAAGAUGGAACAGUGCAUGUACUUAAGGAGACAUGGAAUGAUGGCAAAAGAGGGUCUAUAGAAGGCACCGCCUACAAGGCUGAUCCCAAGAGUGACGAGGCAAAGCUGAAGGUGAAGUUCUAUGUUCCUCCUAUCUUGCCCAUAAUCCCUGUUGUUGGAGAUUACUGGGUUUUGUACAUUGAUGAUGAUUACCAGUAUGCUCUCGUUGGUCAACCUAGCAGAAAUUAUCUUUGGAUAUUAUGCAGGCAGACACAUAUGGAUGAUGGAAUCUACAAUCAGCUGGUGCAGAAAGCUGAAGAUGUGGGCUAUGAUGUAAUUAAACUGCACAAGACCCCACGAAGUGAUUCUCCACCGGAAGGAGAGGACACCAAAGGCAUUUGGUGGAUCAAAUCUGUUUUAGGGUGAUCGAAAAUCAUGAAAAUAGAUAUUGCAUCAAUUAAAUGAGAAGCCAUGCCAUAGUUAGCAACUUACCUAAAUUGCAAUUGAAUACACUGUCAUUGAUGGCAAA